AUGGAGGGCGCCUUCGGGAAAUAUCUUUCUUCCCCCUUGUUCACCUUCACAGUUGGUGCCAAUAAGAAGGAAGUAAUCGUGCAUUCUUCUCCUUUGGCAGGGCUUUCUCAAAGCCUGAACACUCUUAUGACUGGUGAAAUGAUCGAGGCAAAAACUAGGCACGUUGACUGGUCCGAGGUCGAUCUAGACACAUUCGCUCGGUUAUGUGAAUUUGCCUAUCUCCGAAACUACACGCCCCCGUCAUUUCGCCUGAUCGAUGACAAGUCUCCUUCCAUAAAGGUCACAGAAACCGUAAAGGAAAAGAAGAAACGCAAAACACGCCGCUCGAAUGUGAACUGGGGCGAGCUUGUACAGGGGCCUGCACCUCAGCCUGAGCCUGUAACGGAGCCUGAGCCUGAAUUAGAGGCCCCUCCAGACGGAGCUCCCAAGUCAGACUCUCCACCCGAAGACGCUUUCUGUGAUGACCCGGAAAUUCCAUAUAGGGAGAGAAGCGUCUGGACUGGACAUUUGCGCGAUGCAUUUGAAGAGAGCCUCGUCGUUCCGAGCCCGCAAAGUGGCGACUUAGACUAUACUUUCACACCACCUGAAAAUACCGGGUCCUGGGAAGAUUUCACCCCUGUGUUUCUCGACCAAGCCCGACUAUACGUGCUGGCCGACAAAUACGGCAUAGAAUCGUUGUGCCAGCUGGUACUUUCUAAAUUGCAUCAAACACUGAAAAACUUUAAGCUGUAUGACACAGGAGUGUGUGGUAUUAUUGAAUUUGUUCGAUUUGUCUACUCAAACACCCCAACUUACGGCAAUAAGAUUGAUGCCAUGAGGAAUUUUGUAACACGUUAUGUUGUUUCUGUUCUUGGUCAAAUUGGUGAGAAUAAAUAUUUCCAGGAACUUUUAGAAGAAGGUGGUCCUUUCGUGUAUGAUUUCUGGCAAAUUAUUUGGUGUUGA
Aspergillus alliaceus is the source of this 942-nucleotide messenger RNA. RefSeq lists its product as uncharacterized. Lineage: Eukaryota; Fungi; Ascomycota; Eurotiomycetes; Eurotiales; Aspergillaceae. Bases 1 to 942 code for a protein of 313 amino acids. The transcript has 2 exons. The record is from RefSeq and is a predicted model, not a curated record.